UCAGCGACAUUAACUUGCGGUAGAUGUCAAAGUUGCUUCGGGUGCCAGAGUCCAGCUUUACUGACAUUUAGUCACGCACUGAAUGCAAAGACGUGGCUGCUUGACUCGAUUUAACACUAUGCGUGGGAUUUGUCAAUGAAACAAACUUGUUGACGGGUUGAAUGUUAGCUGCAGUGGCUAACAAACCAGCUUGCGAGUUAGCUUCUCGUAGCUUUGCAGUUGUGCGACAGCUAGCUUGUUUUGUUUUUAUCAUAAUUUAACCCAGGAUGUCUCAAUUUGUGGAUUCGGACGAAAACACUCCUUUACUUCGGGACGAACCAAGAAGUGAUGACGUUACUGAUGACGAUUACCAGAACCGAUGGAGGUCGAUCAGAGUCAUGUACUUCACUAUGUUUCUCAGCAGCGUUGGUUUCACCAUCGUAAUAACAUCGCUGUGGCCAUACUUGCAAAAGUCUGAUGAAAGCGCCGAUGCCACCUUCCUGGGCUGGGUGGUGGCAGCUUACAGUCUUGGCCAAAUGGUGGCAUCGCCCUUUUUUGGCCUAUGGUCCAAUCAUCGGCAGCGCAGAGAGCCGCUGGUGUGCUCCAUCGUCAUCAACCUGUCGGCCAAUAUCUACUAUGCCUACGCUUCGCUGCCGUCAACUGGGGACAAGUACCACAUACUCAUUUCACGGGCUUUUGUGGGCUUCGGAGCAGGUAAUGUUGCUGUGGUGAGAUCAUACGUUGCCGGAGCCACGUCGUUGAAGGAGAGGACGAACGCCAUGGCCAACAUGAGCGCGUGUCAAGCCUUAGGGUUCAUCCUCGGUCCAGCUCUGCAGGCUUGCUUGUCGUUCCUCGGGGAAGUGGGCUACACGGUGGACUUCAUCCAUCUAAAACUCAACAUGUACACUGCUCCGGCUUUACUUGCGGCCAUCUUUGGUGUCAUCAACAUCUUGUUGGUGGUCUUGGUGCUUAGGGAGCACCGAGUCGAUGAUGACGGGAGACACAUCCAUGCCAUCAACUACCUCGCGGAAGAUGAGGUGGACCUCAUCGAAGACUCGGAAGAAACCAUCGACCACUUAGCCGUCUUCACAUCGAAUGUCCUCUUCUUCAUUGUCAUGUUCAUUUUUGCCGUUUUUGAGACGAUCGCCACACCUUUGUCCAUGGACAUGUUUGCGUGGACGAGGAGAGAGGCAGUUUUCUACAACGGCAUCAUCAUCUGCUGUAUCGGAUUUGAAUCCAUCCUGGUGUUUCUUGUGGUCAAAAUAGCCGCACAAAAGGUCGGGGAUCGUCCAGUACUGCUCCUCGGUCUGGCCAUCAUAUUCUGCGGCUUCUUUAUUCUACUUCCAUGGGGAAGCCAUUACCCCAAAAUCCAGUGGGCAGACCUUAAAAACAAUUCAUUGGUCAGUCAGCUCUCAUCCAACAGCUCUUUUGAGCCCACCGGCUGCCCGUAUGACCAGACCUGGUGUCAGUACACCCCUGCCAUCUACCUGGCUCAGUACAUCUCCUCAGAUUUCCUCAUCGGUGUGGGCUAUCCGGCUUGCAACGUCAUGUCCUACACCCUCUAUUCCAAAAUCCUGGGACCCAAGCCUCAGGGCGUCUACAUGGGCUGGCUGACAGCAUCAGGGAGCGGCGCACGGACUCUGGGCCCCGUGUUUGUCUCCCACGUGUACACCCUACUCGGACCUCGGUGGGCCUUCACUAUCAUCUGCAUCAUGGUGGUGGCGGCCAUCGUCCUCCUCAGCUGUGUCUACCACAGACUCAUCGCUUUCUCAGUGCGUCACGGAAGGACAAUACAAUGAGCCGGCGCUUUCCACACUGGACCAACUGAAGGACCAAAAAAAGAGUUUGAAAGGGAACGUGUGUGAACGUGCGCACCCAGAUCGGCCACCUGUUUUAAAUCAAGUUACUACAUCCGUUUUUUGUUACUGAUACACUACGACACGCUUUACUCAAUUGCAUUUGUAAUGAACAAAGCUGUGUGAACUGAAUAAUAAUGCAUGUUUUAAUGUCACAGGCGCAUUCACUGGUUAAAAAAAAUGUGACUUAAUAAUGUGAAAAUAUAUGAGUUUUUUUUUUAAACCACAAAUGAUGAUUCGACUGUCAUAUUUUCCACAUUGAAGCUAUUUUUAGUACAUUGUCAAGAAGCUAUGAAUAUGAAGAGAUUUAUAUUUUCUUUCAAUAAACAUACAAAAUGUAAGAUCAGGAA
Messenger RNA from Syngnathus acus (greater pipefish), 2185 nucleotides. RefSeq names its product major facilitator superfamily domain containing 8 (gene mfsd8). Gene Ontology annotation, biological process: transmembrane transport. Gene Ontology annotation, cellular component: lysosomal membrane. Gene Ontology annotation, molecular function: transmembrane transporter activity. The coding region runs from base 267 to 1778 and encodes 503 amino acids. The transcript has 11 exons. NCBI's taxonomy places the organism in Eukaryota, Metazoa, Chordata, Actinopteri, Syngnathiformes, Syngnathidae. The record is from RefSeq and is a predicted model, not a curated record.